Molecule: messenger RNA, 1452 nt
Organism: Uranotaenia lowii
Lineage: Eukaryota; Metazoa; Arthropoda; Insecta; Diptera; Culicidae
Exons: 1
Coding region: 1-1452 (483 amino acids)
Source: RefSeq, a predicted model, not a curated record
AUGGAGCUAGAGACGUUGCAGUCCGAUCGACCAGUGCGUGACUCCAGACCCAAUCUCCAGAGCGUGAAUGCUGCUACCGAAGUCAAAUCCAACGACAACUGUGCGGCGUGCGGGAAGGGACAUCGUUUGUAUUUCUGCGAGCAGUUCAAACACAUGCCGGUUACUCAACGUGCUGCGAUCGUGAAAAAAUCUGGAUUGUGUGUCAACUGCCUCUUUGGAAAGCAUUCGUUCGCUACCUGCAAGUACGGAGCCUGCCGAGUAUGCGGAACCAAGCAUCAUACGCUACUACACAAUCCAGAUGUCGAUAAAGCAAGAGGAUCCGGCACAAAUCAAGUUCCGAAGCAGCCUUCCGUUUCCAAUUUCGCUGGUGUCGAUAGUUCGCUUCCUGUUCCUCUCAGCCUCUCCGCCAAUACGCACUCGGGGACCAAACGUCUCGACCUCUCCCCUUCGAAACAAGUGUUUCUCACCACUGCUGUUGCCAAAGUCCUCGAUCCAAAGGGUACUUCGUUCCUCGCUCGAGUUGUGCUUGAUAGCGCUUCGCAGCCGAAUCUCAUGACUGAAAGGUUUCGUCGUCUUCUGAAUUCGCGGAAGACUCCUGGUAACACAGAGAUCGCUGGCAUUGGUGGAAAUAUUUCUGCAGUUUCGAUGUUUUCGACUGUCGCUACGGUUGCCUCACGGUUCAACAACUUCCGAGUUCCGCUGGAGUUUAUUGUGAUGGAUAAGGUGACCAUCGAUCUUCCAACUUGCACCAUCGAUGUUAACGAUUGGGCCAUUCCGGAGAAUAUUCGUCUCGCCGAUCCAUCGUUUGCUACGCGUGGUCCCAUCGAUAUGGUGAUUGGUGCACGGGUUUUCUUCGAGCUCUUGCGAAGCGGUCACUCCAAACUUGGCGACGGAAAACCGAUGCUCCAGAAUUCGGUGUUUGGUUGGCUCGUAUCCGGUUUUCACGACAGUGGUUCCAAUGCUGAUGAAGUUCGGGUCCAUUUUAACCUGUCGACGUUCCACGAUCUUGAGCAGAGCGUUAGCAGAUUUUGGGAGCUUGAAAUGUGCCAGACAAAUUCUACGUUGUCAGUUGAGGAGCGCCUUGAGAACAACUUCGAAUCAACAACUCGCAGGGAUGAUUCCGGACGUUACAUCGUUAGCCUGCCCAAAAAACCGGAACUUAUCGGUCAGCUGGGAAAUUCGCGUGCUUUCGCCACUCGUCGAUUUUACUGCCUCGAAAAACGUCUUGAACAGAAUUCCGAUUUCAAGGCACAAUAUUCCUCGUUCAUGUCCGAAUAUCUUGCGCUUGGACAUAUGAAAUUGGUUGAUGCUGUCGAGGAUGCUCCGGGUCGCCAUUUCUAUUUGCCACAUCAUGCUGUUUUCAAGCCGGACAGUUCUUCUACGAAGCUGCGAGUAGUGUUCGACGGUUCCUGCAAACCACUCCGGGUUUUAGCCUCAACGACUUGCUGCUGA